UUGGUUAACUAGCAACAUGGACGAGACGGACUUUUCGCUUUUCGGCAAGAAGAACAAGCACAAGAAAGACAAAGCGGAUGCGACACAAACCGCCCGCACGCCCACCUCCGAGGCGGAUCUGAAGCGCAUCAUCAUCUCCCGCCCCACCAGCGAUGACACCUACGAGAACUGCCAGCGCGCAGGCAUUGCCAUCAUACUGAAUCACAAGGAUGUCAAGGGACAAAAGCAGCGAGUGGGCACCGAACGCGAUCGCGAUGAUGUGCAGCGAAGUCUGCAAGCUUAUGGCUUCGAUGUGCGUCCCUAUAAUGAUCUAAGCUUUGCUGAAAUCAACGAUUUGCUCAAAGAGGUGGCACGUGAAGAUCAUAGCCAGAACGAUUGCUUUGCGCUCGUUGUCAUGUCUCACGGCUCAGAGGGCAAGGUCUAUGCCAAAGAUAUGUCAUAUCCAGUGGAGCGUCUGUGGAAUCCUUUUCUAGGCGACAGCUGUAAGUCGCUGGUGAACAAGCCAAAGCUUUUCUUUAUACAAGCCUGUCGUGGAGAGAACUUGGAAAAGGCUGUGGAGUUUACAACAUUCUCGGUCAUGACACGCGAUCUGGGUCCAGCGCCUGCAGAGAAGCCACAGCAUAUAACCUAUGCCAUACCCAGCACAGCAGACAUGCUGGUGUUUUACUCCACCUUUGAUAAAUACUUUUCAUUUCGCAAUGUGGAUGAUGGCUCCUGGUUUAUUCAAAGCUUGUGCCGCGUGCUGGAUGAAGCAGCUGCCAAUGAGGCAAGUCAAGCUCAGGGCAUGGACAUGCUGCGCUUGUGUACCGCUGUAAAUAGAAAAGUGGCCUAUGAGUAUCAAUCCAAUACCAAAAACGAAGCGCUCAACCAAAUGAAGGAAAUGCCAAACUUUCUAUGCACUCUAACCAAAACUUUUGCAUUGCGCGUUAAACCUAAAAACUAAAUGCAGCUGCUUGAGUCAGUCGUUGGUUAUAUACAGUAAACACUCACUAAGCGCCACUUGUAGCAACUGCUGUGCUGCGUGUAAAUUAUUUAUAAGCUUAUGCCAUGUUUUUGCAUUUGAAAUUAUUUGCUGUACAGCGCGAUUUGUGUUAAUAAUAAUGUUUGCCACUGCAUUCGGCGCUAUCUGUAA
This is a messenger RNA of Drosophila busckii, 1132 nucleotides long. It is a transcript of the gene Decay, whose product is annotated as caspase-7. Gene Ontology annotation, biological process: apoptotic process; proteolysis. Lineage: Eukaryota; Metazoa; Arthropoda; Insecta; Diptera; Drosophilidae. Gene Ontology annotation, cellular component: cytoplasm. The record is from RefSeq and is a predicted model, not a curated record. Bases 17 to 943 code for a protein of 308 amino acids. The transcript is spliced from 4 exons.